UCAUUUCUGUGGGUGGAGAAAAAUAUACAUUGUUGAUGUUCUAGUUUCUAGGUUUUGGAGCAGCAUGGCUAGAUGCAACACUUUGAGCGACAGACGAGCCAUUUUUUUCACUCUCUUCGAGGACCGCAUCAGACGUGAAUUUCAAACUCAAUCCGCGGAUACAAUGUCGACGAUCGUCACUGCCGUUUCCCACAUUUUGCUACCAAUCCCAGAGAGGCCCUCGAUUCUUCUCUGUCUCGCGUCUUCCGACGCGAAGGAAACUGGGGCCAGAAUCGUGAGGGGAAUUGCUUCGGCAGUGAUGUCGGCUUUCCAGAAGCCGAGUUACAACGUCGACAAAGUGACGCUUAAUUGUUCAGAAUAUGCAAGCACCGCCGAGUUUUGGAAAUUUUAUGAGGAUACAAGCGAGCGUAUGAGGCGAGAUAAGGUCGUCGUGCUUAAAGAUUUCGAAAAAAUCAACGCUCAAGUAGCAACCGCCCUUUGCCACCUGGCAGAUGAUACUUACGCUCCUUUUCCACAGUCCAUCAUAAUCGCCUGUUUGGAUAUCGGGAAUCGAUUCGAUUCCAGCAACUUGAAACGACAGGCGCCUGUUACCCUGGCUGAAACUUUCCUAGAAGAAAAGUGGGAGUAUUUCCUCGAUCGGGUAGCUUUGACGGAGCUUCUUGGACGUUUGACUGGCAGGGCCGUUUUAAUCGAGCGAGAAAUACCGCUGCGUAGGCGGCCGGGUUCUUUGCCUUCGAUCACAGGGUAUUUGGGACCACCACCGAAGCUGCGAAGGCGUCGACAAAUCGCGAGAAGUGAGAUGCAUAUCUGACAGAGAAAAAAUUGCGCGACGGUCAUAAAAAUGAUUCUGUGAACGCCAACGUAGCUGAAGAAUCGGAGCAAAACACCGAAACUGGAUACUUGAUCUGACAUGAAAUUCGAGCGAAUUGCAUCAAAGCCACGAAAUCUAGUUAUUAUAAAUGUUAACACUAUUUGAGUAUUGAUGAAAUUGUUAUAACAUUAAAGUAAGACCGGUAAAAAUGCAUUACAUAAAUCAGUGUGAAAAGAAAUCGAAUAAAAAAUGAUAAGCAACAGUGAAAUACUCGACCAGAUUUGCGCAGCCAUAAUAAUAGGGUGCAAAAUUAUCAUAUAUGUGCGAAAAAAAGAGUUUCCUGUAAUUUAUAAAUAUA
Molecule: messenger RNA, 1169 nt
Organism: Neodiprion virginianus
Lineage: Eukaryota; Metazoa; Arthropoda; Insecta; Hymenoptera; Diprionidae
Exons: 8
Coding region: 65-811 (248 amino acids)
Source: RefSeq, a predicted model, not a curated record